Molecule: messenger RNA, 1348 nt
Organism: Capsicum annuum
Lineage: Eukaryota; Viridiplantae; Streptophyta; Magnoliopsida; Solanales; Solanaceae
Product: transcription factor bHLH96
Exons: 3
Coding region: 118-1212 (364 amino acids)
Biological process (GO): regulation of transcription by RNA polymerase II
Molecular function (GO): RNA polymerase II cis-regulatory region sequence-specific DNA binding; protein dimerization activity; DNA-binding transcription factor activity, RNA polymerase II-specific
Source: RefSeq, a predicted model, not a curated record
AACCAAACCCCAUGAACCCUUCACACAAACAAGCCAAAAUCCUCAAAAGACCAAAAAAUCCUCAAAAGACCAAAAAAGAAAAAAAUAAUAGCCUUUUUUCAAGAAAGAAAAAAAGUAAUGGCUCUUGAAACUGUUGUUUUUCAACAAGAUCCUUUCAAUUAUAGCCACAAAGAUUGUACUAACUUUUACAAUCUUGAAAAUUUUCAUGAUUUUGAUCAUUUUGGCUUUGAUCAUGGGUAUAAUUGGAAUUCACCAAAUUCUUCAAAAGCACAACCCUAUCACAACAACAACAAUAGCAGCGCUGACAAAUUCACUAGUUCUUCGAUAGCACAAAGCUAUAGCACCAACACCAACACAAGUGCUGACAGAUUCACUAGUUCUUCAAUAGCACAAAGCUAUAACACCAACCACAACACAAGUGCUGACAGAUUCACUAGUUCUUCAAUAGCACAAAGCUACAACAACAACAAUAAUUCUUCGCCCGAAGCCUGCACCGGACUUUUUCCGAUGGAAUAUUUUCAUGAGGAGAGUACGAUGGUCUCAGGGCGAAGAAAAAGGAGGAGGACAAAAUGCGCGAAAAAUAAAGAGGAGAUAGAAAAUCAAAGGAUGACUCACAUUGCCGUCGAGAGAAAUCGUCGACGGCAAAUGAACGAUUACCUAGCCAUACUCCGAUCGUUGAUGCCACCAUCUUAUGCUCAAAGGGGAGACCAAGCAUCAAUUGUUGGAGGCGCAAUUAAUUUUGUAAAAGAACUUGAACAACUCCUCCAAUUUUUGGAAGGACAUAAACAAGUUACAACAAAAAAUCAGCAAUAUAGCCAGUGUAAUCCAUUCUCAGAUUUUUUCACUUUCCCUCAGUAUUCCACUGGGGCCGACCAGCCGCUGGCGGCCGCCACCACCAACGAGGGGUCGAUAAUGAUGGAAGAGAUCAGGCGGUCGGCAGCCGCCGACAUCGAGGUGACCAUGGUGGAAAGCCAUGCUAACGUUAAGGUGUUAUCAAGAAGAAGACCAAAACAAUUGUUGAAAAUUGUUAAUUGGUUACAAGCUAUGUGCCUUACUAUACUUCACCUUAGUGUUACAACUGCUGAUCAUAUGGUACUUUACACAUUUAGUGUCAAGGUGGAAGACAAUUGUCAGCUAAACACAGUGAGUGAGAUAGCAAGUGCUGUACAUGAAAUGGUGGCCAUGAUUAAGGAGGAGGCUAUGUCUUGUUGAGAUGACCUGUCUCUUCUCCUCUUACCCCUACCCCAACCCACCACAUCCCACCACCCCACCACCCAAAUCCAAUUUUUUUUUUAAAAAAAAAAAAGUUGUUCUCGAUAUUGUAUUAUAAUAGUAAUUGUUAUUAUCA